CUCAGAUCUUCGUCUUCGCCUUUGGACCAUGCGACGUUGCGAGGGGCUCAGACAGAAUUCACGAUCGCACAUGCUCGAGAUGGCCUCGAUGAGCUUCACAUGAGGAACUGAAGUCGAGUGAGGAUAGUUCACUUGUGGCUACAACUUCAGGUUUUAGUUCUUUUUUGGGUUUUGGUCCUCGUUACGUGGAGUCUGAAGAAUCUAAACAGAGAUUGUCACAAUGGGGAGUGUUGCGGAGGACAUUUUGUUCAAUUCAAGUGAUGAGACCGCCGGGAUGCUUGUGAAGCGCCUUUUCCUUGAUUUUCUAAUCGGGUUCACAGCUGAAACUGUGGCGCAACCGCAAGCAAGUGACGAUAUGCAUACAGAUGCUCGGCCUCAUAUAUAUGUCGAGGAGUAUGAGAAGAUGCGAAACUGCAGUUCUACAACCAUGCCCGUGGAUUUCAACCACAUCAUGCAGCACAACAAUACGCUACAAAUGGCUGUCUCUGAACAGUAUUUGAGGUUUGAAUCAAUUCUGAAGGAUGCUAUGCAGCAAUUUGCAGCUCAACACACUAGACGUAUUCAAAGCCAGAAUGAAAAGAAUUGCAAGGAUAUAUGGCUAGCGUUCCACAACCUCCCUCGCAUACAUAAAUUGAGGGAGCUAGAUACUUUUCAAAUUGGAAAGCUUAUAUCAGUCAGUGGAGUUGUUACAAGAACUAGUGAAGUGCGACCAGAGUUGCUGGCCGGCAGUUUUAAGUGCUUGGACUGUGGAACUGUUAUCAAGAAUGUUUUGCAGCAGUUCAAGUAUACUCAGCCUGUGGUUUGUACCAAUGCAACCUGCUCAAAUUCUGAGAGGUGGGCGCUCGUAAGGCAAGAGUGCACGUUCACAGAUUGGCAACGAGUGAGGAUGCAAGAAAAUUCUAAUGAAAUACCUGCUGGAUCUUUACCACGAACUCUGGAUAUUAUAUUACGUCACGAGAUUGUUGAAAGCGCUCGGGCCGGUGACAAGUGUAUAUUCACUGGUACAGUAGUGGUGAUCCCGGACAUAGCUGCUAUUUCUGCCCCAGGCGAUAAGGCGGAAUCUAGACGGAAGGCUGGCGAAAGAGGUAACCGCGGUGGCGGUGGAGGUGAAGGUCUACGUGGCAUCAAAGCCCUUGGCGUCCGGGAUCUUUCAUACCGUCUUGCUUUUGUAGCUAACUCCGUCCAGGCUGCAGAUAGAAAGCAAGAUGGAAUUGAUAUUCGCUCAGGUGGUAAGGAUGGUGAUACAAAUGAUGAAGAUACUCUUGAACUCAAAGAUGAAGAGAAGGAAGAAGUGCUAAGAAUGUCACAACAGCCACAGAUAUACGACCGCUUAAUCAACAGUGUGGCUCCCACUGUUUUCGGGCACCAGGACAUAAAGCGUGCAAUAUUGCUUAUGUUGUUCGGAGGUGUACAUAAACGAACGCACGAGGGAAUAAAUCUGCGGGGAGACAUAAAUGUCUGCAUUGUUGGAGAUCCUAGUUGUGCCAAAUCUCAGUUUCUCAAGUACGUGGCUGGCUUUCUCCCGAGAGCUGUUUAUACAUCUGGAAAAUCUAGCUCAGCUGCCGGCCUCACUGCCAGUGUUGUCAAAGAACCUGAGACAGGCGAAUUCUGUAUUGAGGCAGGAGCAUUGAUGUUGGCAGACAACGGGAUAUGCUGUAUAGAUGAAUUUGAUAAGAUGGACAUCAAAGAUCAAGUGGCAAUUCACGAGGCUAUGGAACAGCAGACGAUAAGUAUAACCAAAGCUGGCAUACAAGCUACAUUAAAUGCUCGCACAUCCAUUCUCGCAGCUGCUAAUCCUUCAGGGGGUCGUUAUGAUAAGUCUAAACCCUUGAAGUAUAACGUUGCACUACCACCGGCUAUUCUUUCGAGAUUCGACUUGGUACAUGUAAUGAUUGAUGAACCAGAUGAUAUCAUGGACUACAACGUAGCUCGCCACAUUGUCAGAGUUCACCAACACCAGGAAGAGGCUCUCUCUCCGGAGUUUGCCACUGUUCAGUUGCAGCGCUACAUUGCAUAUGCACGAAGUUUAAAACCCCAGUUAUCAGCUGAGGCUAGGAAGGUGCUGGUGGAGGCAUAUGUUGCACUCAGGCGUGGUGAUGCCCUUCCAGGCAGCCAAGUCGCAUACCGAAUUACUGUCCGCCAGCUGGAAGGGCUUGUUAGGCUAUCAGAGGCAAUUGCUCGUUGUCACCUUUCAUCUGAGGUUCGACCAGCCCAUGUAAGAGAGGCAAGACGGCUUCUCAGUACGUCGAUCAUCAGUGUGGAGACGCAUGCAAUUGAUUUAGAUGAUGUACCCGACGAAGAUCUUGGCAAUAGGCCAACGGAAAAUGGGCACGAUGUUGCUGUACCCAUGAGCGAGGAUAGGGAUCCAGAUAACAACGGCGUUGAUGAAGACGAACAGCCUCAUUCAACAAAUGGCGGUGAAGGGGAUCGAGAUUCGAAGAAAAAAAUGACGGUCACAUUUGAACACUUCCAGAGAGUGACCCGUGCAAUUGUCAUGCAUUUGCGGCAGCUUGAGGACUCGGUUCAAGAUGAUUCCAAAGCAGCAGGGUUGAAACAAAGGGAAUUGCAAAAUUGGUAUGUGCAAGAGACGCACGAGAAACAGCCAUUCGAAUCGAUAGCAGAGAUGGCGCAGGAGAUGAAACGGGUGAAGGCUAUCAUUCAGCAUUUGAUAAAUCGAGAGGGUGUUCUCAUCGUGCUGGAUGAUGGAGUUGAAGCAGCAGCUGCAGCUAGUGCUGCUCAGGAAGCGACAAUUGCAGAUGGUGAUGAUGCUUCAACACCAGUUCAAGCACCCAGACCAGUUAGAGCUGAAGACGAGCGGAUUCUAGCGGUGAACCCUAAUUAUGUUCUUGAUUGAAGGAUGAAUAGAGAUGGAAUGAUUUUAGCUAGACUUUUGUGAACUGACUCGAAGCGUGGGCCGUUACCCUCAAGCUCAUUAAGCUUGUUAACAUUUACCGUUCGUUCUUGAUCAUUUCCAGGUGUGUAGGAUGUGCCCCGACUCUCUGUUUGACUUUUCUCGUGAAAUUUUAUGCUGGAAGUCCAAAACAAUUUCUUUUACUAGCCCAAAGCUAAUGUAAUAGUUCUUAUUUCAUGCUCUAAAACAAACAUAAAUUCUUUUUUUGUCUCA
Physcomitrium patens is the source of this 3124-nucleotide messenger RNA. Its product is annotated as DNA replication licensing factor MCM6. Gene Ontology annotation, molecular function: ATP binding; single-stranded DNA binding; single-stranded 3'-5' DNA helicase activity. Lineage: Eukaryota; Viridiplantae; Streptophyta; Bryopsida; Funariales; Funariaceae. The record is from RefSeq and is a predicted model, not a curated record. Gene Ontology annotation, cellular component: MCM complex; nucleus. Gene Ontology annotation, biological process: DNA replication initiation; double-strand break repair via break-induced replication; mitotic DNA replication.